Messenger RNA from Penicillium atrosanguineum, 1431 nucleotides. Its product is annotated as Zn(II)2Cys6 transcription factor. Bases 1 to 1431 code for a protein of 476 amino acids. Gene Ontology annotation, molecular function: DNA-binding transcription factor activity, RNA polymerase II-specific; zinc ion binding. Lineage: Eukaryota; Fungi; Ascomycota; Eurotiomycetes; Eurotiales; Aspergillaceae. The record is from RefSeq and is a predicted model, not a curated record. Gene Ontology annotation, biological process: regulation of DNA-templated transcription. The transcript is spliced from 4 exons.
AUGGUCGGCGUACCUCGAAGCAGUGGCUGCUCUACCUGUGUGAAGCGCCGAGUCAAAGUGGCGCCACAGUGUGACGAAAGAGCCCCUGGAUGUGUCAAAUGCGAAAAGUACGGCAAGCCAUGUCCAGGAUAUAAUAGAGGCUUUAAAUUCAUUACCGGAAAACCAUACCGGAGUCGGCGAGUUCGUCCUGAUGGCAGUGACAGCAUAGACGGAAAGCGCUCGGUAUCUACCAGUCCAAGCACAGGAAGUGAUAGCCAAUCUUCAAGCCAGGAGGUUCUUCUGCCAGAGAGACCCUCCACCCUUGUAUCUGCGGACUUGAAUGUCUUGCAAAGUUUGGGCUCUCUGAUUGUGGACUUCUCUCAGCCCGUAUCAUCUAACCAGAACCAUUUUGCCCACCACUGGUUUGGCUUCCUUCCGUCUAUCUACGGCCUGAAUCACACACUGGAUGCAACGAUCAAGUCCUUUGUGGCGCACCAUUAUGGGAAAACCUUUCAAGAUGAGCAGAUGGUUGUCUACGCCAGAUCUGCCUAUGGGGAAGCCUUGCAUCGACUUCGCAAGGCUCUGACAAGUCCUUCAGAAUGCUUUUCAACCUACAUAUUUUGUGCGGUUGUGCUAUUAUGCAUAUACGAGCUCUUUACAGAUAAUGAAAACCCCGAGUCUUGGAUGAAGCAUGCUAAGGGGCUCGGCCAACUGAUCAGAGUCAGGGGUCCCGACCGAUAUCGCAACCAGCUCGAUAUCACCUUAUUAAAGGCCUCUCGUGGAUUAGUAGUCAUGCAUUCGAUGUUCUCUGGGGAGCAAUGUUUCCUGGCCUCCGAAGAAUGGCACCAUAUGAUGCAGCAACAAUACACAGCAGAUAUGCCGACCGAUCUCCACAACAGUAUUGAGCAAUUCUUCGCUCUUUUCACUUACGCACCUAGCCUCGUUCACAAAUUCUACAGCUUGAAAGAGGUGGACUUGUCGACUCUAGAGGCACAACAGACUGUAUCAGCUACUCUCACACAAGCCCUUGCCAUACAAAGCAAGUUGGCUAUUUGGCAUGCACAGUACUCUCAAAUCGCCCCACACCCAGUUGAAAUACCCUCCUCUACAGAAGAUGAGGUAUACCCUGCUAUUCUCGUAUACGAGGAGAUGAUUCACGCGACGAUAUAUUGCGCUUACUACGCAUACAUGGCGAUCAUACACGAAACCCUCAAGACGUUUGGCUAUCCCGGCCCUCACGGGUCCAUGGUGAUUUACUUUUGCGAUCAAAUUUGCAAGUCGGUUGAAUACAGCGGCGUUGGCGCUCUUGGCCCAUUUCGACUGGGAUUCCCGUUGCGGGUGGCAUAUGAAGUCAGUGGUCCUCUCACAAGAUCAUGGAUCUUAACGCGGCUAGAAUCAUUCUCAAAGAUAUACGCCGCGGCUCGACCAGAGAACUACGAGAUUAUUGAAUAA